AUGGCUCACCAGGUACUGUUGUGCGCAUGCGCGCUUCUAAGCGCGGCCAGUGCGGGCUACCUGGGCUCUCCCGCCGUCUCCUACUCGGCGGCUCCCGCCCUGCGAGGUGGCCUUCCUUACAACGCUGGACUCAGACUCACAGGUCCAGCAGGUAGCGCCACAGCAGCAGCGAGUGCCAGACUGCCUGCUGGCGGCCUAUCAGCCACUCUCCUCGGUGGGGCCCUAGGUGGCGCCUACCCUGGCGUCGGUGGUGCCUACUCUCGACAGGCCACCGGCUACUCUGGCGUCGCUCCCGGUUACGCCGGCCUGGGCCGCCUGGGUGCGUCCUCCGCCGAGGCCGUCGACGCCUACUACGACACCAACCCGCAGUACAGCUUCAGCUACAGCGUCAGCGACGCCCUGACCGGCGACGCCAAGCAGCAGCAGGAGAGCCGCAGCGGCGACGUGGUGGAGGGCAGCUACAGCCUGGUCGAGCCCGACGGCAGCGUCCGCACUGUCCAGUACAUGGCUGCCCCUGGAGCCGGUUUUAAUGCUGUCGUCUCCAAGGACGGAGUCCCCGCCGGGACUUCUUCUCUUGGAGCAGCUGUCGCCCCUGCCGUUGCUGUCUCUAAAGCUGCUCUUCCAGGAGCUGCUGGCUACUCGCUGCCCCCAGCUGCCGCCGCUGGAGUCUACGGAGCGCCCCUGAAGACCGCAAACGCCACAGUCGCCACCCGUCACUCCAAGGUCCACUACUAG
Messenger RNA from Schistocerca cancellata (South American locust), 735 nucleotides. Its product is annotated as cuticle protein 7-like. Gene Ontology annotation, cellular component: extracellular matrix. The coding region runs from base 1 to 735 and encodes 244 amino acids. Lineage: Eukaryota; Metazoa; Arthropoda; Insecta; Orthoptera; Acrididae. The transcript is spliced from 4 exons. The record is from RefSeq and is a predicted model, not a curated record.